This is a messenger RNA of Oxyura jamaicensis (ruddy duck), 1790 nucleotides long. RefSeq names its product RIO kinase 1 (gene RIOK1). Gene Ontology annotation, molecular function: protein serine/threonine kinase activity; ATP binding. Gene Ontology annotation, biological process: maturation of SSU-rRNA. Bases 3 to 1697 code for a protein of 564 amino acids. NCBI's taxonomy places the organism in Eukaryota, Metazoa, Chordata, Aves, Anseriformes, Anatidae. The record is from RefSeq and is a predicted model, not a curated record. The transcript is spliced from 17 exons. Gene Ontology annotation, cellular component: cytosol; preribosome, small subunit precursor.
CCAUGUUGUGCCAGGCGGCCGUCCGCAGCGCGCCCGUGCCGGGGCAGUUUGACGACGCCGAGUGCUCCGACGGUGAACUUUCGCAGGACACAGAAACACCCGUGGAAGAUGGGGUCGCUGAGAAUUCCCAGUCACGCUUGCACGAGGAAGGCAAUGCUGAGGAAGGAGAAGAUGACGAUGAUAACGAUGAAGAGGAAGGUGAUGAUGACUGGGACUGGGAUGAUGAGAUGGGAAGACUCAUGAAGUGCCACAGUACUGCUGCUGGAUGCAAUCCACAGGCAAAUAGACAGAACCCUAGUUACUGUUCUGCAAAAAUGUCAACCCCUACAGACAAGGCCUUGAGGAAAUUUGAACAUAAAAUUAAUUUGGAUAAGCUGAAUUUUGAUGACUCCGUUAUAAACAGAGUCACAGAAAAGUCUAGACAGAAGGAAGCAGACAUGUACCGAGUCAAAGAUAAGUCAGACAGAGCAACAGUAGAACAAGUGUUGGAUCCAAGGACUCGAAUGAUUCUGUUCAAGAUGCUAACAAGAGGUGUCAUAUCCGAAAUCAACGGCUGCAUCAGUACAGGGAAAGAAGCCAACGUAUAUCAUGCCAAUACUUCAAAUGGAGAGAAUAGAGCAAUAAAGAUUUACAAAACAUCUAUUCUGUUGUUCAAGGAUCGGGAUAAGUAUGUGAGUGGGGAAUUCAGAUUUCGUCAUGGAUAUUGCAAAGGCAACCCAAGAAAAAUGGUGAAGACAUGGGCUGAAAAAGAAAUGAGGAAUUUAAUAAGGUUGAAUACAGCCCGGAUACCCUGCCCAGAGCCAAUUAUGUUAAGAAGUCAUGUGCUUGUCAUGGGCUUUAUUGGUAAAGGCGAUAGGCCUGCUCCUCUGCUGAAGAAUGCUCAGUUAUCUGACUCGAAAAUACGGGAGCUGUACCUGCAAAUCAUCCAGUACAUGAGAAGAAUGUACCAAGAUGCCAGACUUGUUCAUGCAGAUCUCAGUGAAUUUAAUAUGCUGUACCACAGUGGGGAUGUGCACAUCAUUGACGUGUCUCAGGCAGUGGAGCAUGACCACCCACAUGCACUGGAGUUCCUGCGAAAGGACUGUGCCAAUGUUAAUGGCUUUUUCCAGAAGCACAAUGUUGCGGUGAUGACUGUGAGGGAGCUGUUUGAGUUUAUUACUGAUCCUUCUAUCACCAGUGAGAACCUUGAUGACUAUCUGUCAAAGGCAAUGGAAAUAGCAUCAAAAAGAACAGAGGAGGAAAGAUCCAGUCAAGAUAAAGUGGAUGAGGAAGUGUUUAAGAAGGCUUACAUACCUCGCACAUUGACUGACGUUAAAAACUAUGAGAGAGAUGUGGAUAUAAUGAUGAAACUGAAAGAAGAGGAUAUGGCAUUGAGUGUUCAGCAAGAUAAUAUUCUCUACCAGACUGUGACAGGGCUGAAGAAGGAUUUGUCUGGUGUUCAGAAGAUUCCUGCACUUCUUGAGAAGGCGGAUGAGUCAGAAACAGGCUCUGAUUAUGAAGACAGCGGUUCAGAGGACUCUGAUUCAGUUUGUAAAGAAUCUCGGCAUCCCAAAGAUCUUCCUGCUGAAGUUACCAUGGAUAAAAAGGAAAGGAAAAAGAUGGUCAAAGAAGCCCAGAGAGAGAAGAGAAAAAACAAAAUUCCAAAGCAUGUGAAGAAGCGGAAAGAAAAGACUGCAAAAAUGAAGAAAGGCAAAUAAAACCAGCUUUGGCUCGGGGAAUGGGCUGGCUUGUUGUUGGUUAAUUAGUCACCAUUUUUUAUAAUUAAAUCUUUUAUUUAUAUACAUACAGUA